Histoplasma mississippiense is the source of this 987-nucleotide messenger RNA. RefSeq lists its product with no specific name. The record is from RefSeq and is a predicted model, not a curated record. Gene Ontology annotation, cellular component: membrane. The transcript is spliced from 4 exons. Lineage: Eukaryota; Fungi; Ascomycota; Eurotiomycetes; Onygenales; Ajellomycetaceae. Bases 1 to 987 code for a protein of 328 amino acids.
AUGGGUGGACCUGGUACAGAGGGUUUCAGCUUCUUCCAGUAUAAACCCGUAAAGGGGCUAUCCGCAGUCUUUGCUGUUCUCUGGCUUGUUUCUGGUCUUCUGCAUCUAUGGCAGAACAAUAUGCGACACAAAACGUGGAGGAUGGGCCUGUUGCUCCCAUGGGUCUCGCUGGUCUUCGUCGUCGGCUAUAUCCUCCGUGAGAUAGCAGCUCAUGGCCUCUACGGGAAACUUGACCUUUUCAUCGCAACAUCAUGCUUUUUGUUUUGCGCCCCCCCUAUAUUCCUCGCAAUAAACUCCAUCGUUUUCGGUCGUGUAUUGUACUAUGUUCCCUGGCUAUCGCCGAUGCACCCAGGUCGCGUGAUAUCCACUUUCCUUGGAUGCGAUGCUAUCAUCGAAGGCCUUGCCGCCUCUGGCGCAUCCAUAGCCUCAAACCUCAAUCACACGCCAGCGACACUGAAAGUGGGUGACAUCCUAAUCAAGACUUCGAUCCUCGCCCAAAUCCCGAUCUUCGCCCUGUUCGGGGUCCUCGUCGCCUACUUCCACCGCCGCUUGCACAAAGCUGGCAUCCACGAACCGAAACUCCGGAAAGUUCUGAUAACCCUCUAUUUGUCGUGCGCGUUACUUACGGUUCGGAAUGUAUAUCGCGCUGUGGAGACCUUCGAAGGAUGGGGGUCGGUUGUGGGACGCACCGAGGCAUAUUUCUGGUGCUUGGAUGCAGUACCCAUCUUCAUCAACGCUGUUCUGAUGAACGUAUUCCCGCCUGCCAGCUGUCUCCCCCGGUCCAACGUGGUUUAUCUAGCCCGGGAUGGAAAAACAGAGCGCAUCGGCCCAGGCUGGGUCGAUGAUAGGAACUUUUUCCUGACCGUUUUUGACCCCUUUGAUAUUGGCGGAAUGGCAAAAGGAAAAGACAAGAAGACUGCGUUCUGGGAAGAUGACGGGAUCCCGUUGCCUGAUCAGACUGAAGCAUAUCGUCGUGUCGAAGCUUGA